GAGGUGGAGCGCUCGGGUCGGACCGGAGACAGAGUGACUCGGUUACUGUGGGCCGAACCGGGACGCAGACAGCGGGAGAGGAGGGAGCAAGGCCGAGUCCGGGAGCAUUCUUGUUCUCCCCUCCCUAAAAAACAGCCCUGUGGUGCGAGCAUCGGGAAGAAAACCAAAACAAAAAAGGUCUUCAACGAAGCGAGGCCAAGAUGAAGAUGGAUCUUAGAGAAUUCAUUGAUCUUGAGGUGGUGGUGGUUUAUAUCAAGUAUAUUAUCAUCCUCAUGAUAAAAAUGAUGUUGAUGAGUGUCGUGACAGCAUACUACCGAAUGAAGAAUAAGGCUUUUAGUAACCCUGAAGAUGCGGCAUCCUAUGGGAAAGGAGAGCAGGCGAAAAAGUAUUUGCGGACUGAUCCGGACGUGGAGCGCGUACGCAGAAUUCAUCUCAAUGACCUGGAAAACAUCAUUCCGUUUGCCAUCGUUGGGUUCUUGUAUUCUCUCAGUGGUGUCCCCUACUCGACUGCUGUGCUGCACUACCGACUCUUUCUCGGGUCUAGAAUCUUCCACACCAUAGCCUAUUUAGUACCUCUUCCCCAGCCCUGCAGAGGACUGGCUUGGUUAAUUGGCUACUUAGUUACCUUUUCAAUGAUAUACAAGUUGAUUCUGGUUAGCCUGGCCAUGUGAUGGGAAAUGGUCCCUGUUGCCAUCAUAAUCGCUGUAUGUUUUUGAAACUUCCUACCUUCCGGGAACCCUUUCCACAUUGAUUCUUCUGCUAUGGAACCCCUGAAUGUCUGUCAAAGAGCCCCAGAGUGCUUGGGGUAUGUUCUAAGGAGGAUGCUCUAUUCAUUGAGGAAUAGAUGAGACAUUUCGGAUCUCACUGUUGCCCUGUUCUGACAGAAGGUGAGCGAGAACACAUCUCGUGUUCUCUUGUAACUGCAUAUGUCUGGCAGAGAGCAGAGAGAUCAGUAAGUGGUAGGCAAGCUGUACUCUCCAUAGCCUUGUCUGCUAGUAUUGAUCUCCUCAUUGGGAAAACCUUCAAUAAACUAAUAUGAACUCCAGGUUUCCCCGGAACCUAAUUUGAAACUACCACCAAACCUUACUUUUCCAACAUGUUUUUGCAUGACAGACAUCUCAGGUUGGGUUUUGAUUAUUAUAGCUCACCCUACUUCCUGUUACGGUUGCUCUUCCUUUCACUGCUGUUGUUGCAUUCCCUUCUGAACUUGGAAGGAUAGCACCAGUAUGGAACACGGCAGACUCCAUUAGAGCAGUCAAGACUUUACUAAACUUGUCCUGCUCCUCUGUUAUGUCCAGGGUAUUGGCGUAAUCCCUUGUUCGGUUGCCACUUUGGCUAACCUGUUUGGGUGCUGUUUUUCUGAUAAUGUUAGGAAUUAUGAACCAUGGUAAUAGGCUGAAUUUUCAGUGUAUGGAAUACCAGGUGCUGGGGCAGUACGUUGGGAGGGGGGCAUCCUGUUCGUACCCCACUUAAAAGCUCCCGUCUUGGCCAUGGCCAUUUUUGGAAAAUGGAUCAAGGUAUGACUUUCCAAGGCAGUUCUUUGGUCCUUGAUACAGUUUGUUUUUCUCAAUUCCUGUUUGUGAAGAAAGUUGUCUUAUUCUGUGGGCUUGCUCCCCACGCAUGGGAUGCCAAACAUGUGACGCCAGAGCUGAUGAACAUUCCUAAAACACAUUUUUAUAAGGGUGGCUCUGUAAAUUUGCCCAUGAGUUACCCUGCAGGUUACUGCCAAAGGUGACAAUAUAGGUAUAAGGCGGUAAAAAAGAAUUCAACUCACAAAAUACAGUUUGAGAGGUUUUCUCCAUUCUGCAUUCUACGGACACCCUUUUUACAUUCCAAACAGUGUUAUCAACCGAAAGUCAGAUGCAGCAUUGUGGUUCGUUCCAUUUUAUGCCUCUAGUUCUGGUUGAUAUGAUCAACUAUCUUACUUAGUUGAAGCAUAAAAUACAUCUUUCCCUACUUUUCUCCAUCAUGUUUUUCUUCACCUCAGAAUGAUUGGAAUGACUGUUUUGUACAUGUUUAAAGAUUUUUAAUGUAUAACAACUCUAUUGAUGGCAUGAAUGUAUGGUAAUUUUCUACAGAUGCUAUUUCUGGAUGUCUCUUUUUGACGCAUAAAUCAAUAAAGACAACAGCAAAAAAAAAGA
Molecule: messenger RNA, 2141 nt
Organism: Eublepharis macularius
Lineage: Eukaryota; Metazoa; Chordata; Lepidosauria; Squamata; Eublepharidae
Gene: MGST1
Product: microsomal glutathione S-transferase 1
Exons: 4
Coding region: 201-671 (156 amino acids)
Cellular component (GO): mitochondrion; membrane
Molecular function (GO): glutathione transferase activity
Source: RefSeq, a predicted model, not a curated record